ACUUCCCUGUCUUUCUCCUCAUCACCCUCGAUUUAGCCCUCUCUAGUAAAUCGUAUUAGGUAGCACCUAACCACCUAACCACAGCUCUUUAGGCGCCUAACGGCUUGUAGGUACCUACCUGGUGUUAGACCUCCAAGGUUCCAAGGUUAUAAAUGGGAGUUACACUGUGCCAAAUCCUGAGGUAAUCCCGACCUGACCAGCGAAGACAGCCGUCCCAAUCAGUUCCGAAGCUCCCCGCUUUGAGAUCUAAUACUACUUGCUACAUAAUAUCUCCUCAUAUCCAUCUCUCUUCUGUGCCCAAGCACAUACUCAUACCCAAGUGUUUCAGCUUAGAUACUUAUCUAGUUAAAUAAUAAAUUCCACCAUCUUCUUCAACGUUGCCUUACCCCUCAGCCAGCAGAUGACUUCUCAGUUGUCUUCAUGGUCGAACUCUCGGCUUUGUUGUUAGAUAAUAUAGGAUGUCCCCGUUGCAUACGAUUCGAUCGACAUGUUGACCAGUGCCAUUUGCCAACCCACGCCUCGGGCGAGGUCUCUCCAGACCGUCGCCACGGCCCGCAACGCCUUGCGGCCUACUAAUACCUCUUUGUUAAAGGCUGGACAUCGUCAGCAGAUUCGUGGCUUUCGCUUUGGCAUGUGGGCAUCAUAUCUCGACCCUGAAUUUCAAAAGGAAAUGCGACACCGCCACCGAGCGAUUAAGUACAAGUAUAUCGAAGCUAUCAAUAGGAGGUUAUCAUGGGACCAGCGUACUAUCGAUGGACACCCGAAGACUGUCCUCAAGCAUAUGCUUCGCAGGUAUUGGGACCCGAAUCAGGUGAGAUGCGGCUCACGGUUUUUCAACCAUGACGAGUUGAAUAGCCGGCAGCAACAUGCUCGAAAUGCUCAAGACAUCGAACAUGAGCGUGGGGAAACCCCAUGGCACAAAGAUUCCUGGAAGGAUAAUCAUACCAACCAUCGUUCUCCGUUCCCAGAUGCUUAUGAUGUGUUCAAGUCACGGAUGGAUGAAACCACAAAGCAAUGGCGUACCUCAAAAGAUGGAAGACCCCGGGAAGAUUUCCAUCCAUCCUCGAAGGAGCCAACAGAGUCAACAAGUGCAGAGGCCAGCUCUAACCAAAAGGAUGGAUAUGUUGACACUAUGUCGCCCUCGCCCAUGGAAGAUUAUAUAAUUGACCCUAUCACAAACCGCAAAGUUCUAAGGAAAGGGAGCAGCCUAGUAGAAGAUACACCAUCCACCACAAACGAGCCUUUCAGGGUAUACCGGUCCCAAUUUGCUGCAUUUAACCCCCCCGAAGACGAAGUAAACCCUGGGCCUAUUCAUUCCAAUGGCCCUCCUCCGCCUAAAGAGCUGAAGGAGUACGGUCAGAUUAAGGUUGAUCAGGUACCACCUUACGGUGUUGAUAGUGAUGGUCACCGAAUGUCAGGAUUAGGUGAUAACGCAGAAAGUUCUCGACCUUCUAUCAUAGAGAGUGAAGAAUAUGCUCUCAACCAUCUCCCAGCUGAAGAACCAGCUGAACCAGAGCCACCCAAGAAAUACGAGGAUCUUGAUAAGUAUAAGACUUACGGAGCGAGAGAAGCAGAAAACGAUUCGGAGGUACCCCAGAAUCGAGAGGAACUACGCGAGUACAGGCCAUAUUUGCACAACGAAAGUACGGAGACUGAAACCCGAAAGGCGCCUUACGAUGACUUAGAUAAAUACGGACCAUACAAACAUGAUGAAGAUGUGGUGAGGGACGACGACACUUCCCCUAAGUAUGACGACCUCGACAACUAUCAGCACUACAGUGACGAGGCUAAGCAAUCGGCGGAUGACUUAACAUCUAAGUAUGAAGACCUAAGCAAGUACAAAACAACAGACUUCCAGGAUUCUUUGGUGGAGGAAAGACCUUUUCAGGAAUAUGGAGAUCUUGAAAAAUAUAAAACUUUCAAGUACCAGGAAUUCGACGACAAGAAUACACUUGAACAAGAUAUUGUCGCGGAGAGCCUCAAGGAGUUUGAAGCAAAAGAGCAAGGGUCAAAUUUGACUGAAACCCCAAGGCCUAGUGUCGCUGACAGGCUUAAGAAGCUAGAUCUUAAUGAGACGCCAUCUCCGAAGAGUUCGGCUUCGGCUCCCUCGUCUUCAUCCUUCCACCAAUCUUCUCGCCACUUGCCCACAAAAUCUGAAAACUGGGAAUCUUUAGAGCGAUCUAUGGUCAGUCACAACCAAGCUUCCGAUGCAGCAGAUCGAGAGGCUAGCUCCAACGUCAGAGAAUCGCGCGCGAAAUCUCAGGAUGAUGACAAUCAUGCAAGCAAACGCACCUUCACCGGCAACUAUGUUCGAGAUUUUCCAGAAGACUUUUCAGGGUCAUGGGGUACUCGAGCUUCGAAUUUGAGCUCCGACCCCGUAAUGGGAUCCGAGUCAAGCAUCACCAACGAAAAAGCAGCACACAUCCAAGCAGCGGAGAAGCAAUACGCGGAACAGCUUUCUAAUCCAGCUCAAUUUGAGGGGUCAGAACUUAGUUUGGGCGAAGAGCAGAAACAAUCGAAGCUGGAGCCGGCUUUGGAUAGGCAAGACACAGGAACUACGGAAAAUAAAUCGAACCAUGACUCUGUAACACAGGCAGAGGUCGACCCUUACUCCAAAGAACCACAAGGCUUGGAAACGUCGUAUACCAAAGAAUGCGACGGUGAACAUGACUCGCCAACCUUUAAGACAUAUGGCGGCGAGCCAGAGCCUUCUUCGGUGAAGGCGGAUGCUAAUCCAGGCGUCUUUCACCUUCACUCGUCAUAUUACCGGGAUCCGGAACUGGACGGGCGAUCUCCAGUCUCAUCGCUAGCACCCGAAUUCAAGUUGGAACCAAGUCGAACUACUGAGCCUACGGUGUACAAGAUCCUGGCUUACGACUCGAGCACGCAGAAAAUCAAUAUAGCCGAGACCACCUCGAUCGUGCCUGACCAAGCAGCCCCCCUGACACCGGCCGAAGUGCUACUCCGCCUGUCAAACCCAACAAAGUUCUUUCCACACUUCGCGCCCCUCCAAGCCGAGGGCUUCGAGAUCGUAUCCGGCGAAGGAGACGUUCUAGUCUUCCGCCAGGUUCGCCACAGCAAGGCGGCGGACAGUCAGACAGGAGCACCAGUUAACCCGAUCGACCUGAUGGGCAAGUCGACAGCGCUGCCGAAUGCAGCAGCAUUCGUGUCGCCGACCGGAUUUGUUAACUAUGACGUCCCCAAGGUCGAGGAGGAAUCCCAGACUACGCCAUUCCGCUCCGGUAUCGAUGUAAGAAGGGAGGAGCCCGUGUUCAGCGGCCCGAAGGUGACGAAGGAGGAGGCGAAGAAGGGGAAGGGAAAAAAGAAGAGGAGCUUGGGAAAACGUGCGCUGCUUGGUGGCGCGUGGGUUGCGGGCAUCUCGUACGGAUUGGGCGUGGUGAGCGAGUAUUUUAAGACUGGUGGGUUGGAUGGAAGGGGUCCGAAGGGGUUUUGAUGGUGUUCCAUACCUGUCACGGAGGAAACGGAGAUAGGGGAGCGUCGUGUUAGGUACGAGCUACUGGAUUGGAAACGUUUCGGGUUUGGGAGUCCUAGGUGUUAGUAUGGCAUUGUCACGGUGCUUUUGCUUGUGCUGGCUAUUUUCUGGUACUGUACGUAACCGGGUUUCGGAUUAUGGAGAUGCUCCUUUCGGGCGUCGAUAUUACGAUCAUUGCUACUCUACUACGUUGUAUAGUAUGUUUAGAUGUCAAGCGUAUUACUAGCUAAACUACUCCUCCUCCGUUAUG
Messenger RNA from Annulohypoxylon truncatum, 3743 nucleotides. RefSeq lists its product as uncharacterized. Lineage: Eukaryota; Fungi; Ascomycota; Sordariomycetes; Xylariales; Hypoxylaceae. The record is from RefSeq and is a predicted model, not a curated record. The transcript is spliced from 2 exons. The coding region runs from base 488 to 3454 and encodes 988 amino acids.